CUCGACGAUAGAUUGGAGCCAUGCCAGUGUUGCAGUAGCAUUCACAGGGCUACAUACAAAGACUACAGCAGACAAGGGGCACCACGCUUUGAAUGUCCAGACGCUCGGUCCGCCAGACACAUGUCGAACUUCUAUGCUCGAUAUGUGCCUCCCUCCAAGAAGCCUGAGGAGGCGGCCAGCAGCCCAUCACCGUCAACCACAAAGCGCAAGCGAGAAGGCGAGGUAACCACCAAGCACAAGCGGGAGAAAAAGCCAAAGCUUUCUAAAACAGACAAUACGCCGCCUCAAGUGCCCGAACCUGCACCGUCAGAGCGAGCUGCGCCCAUCGACUAUUCAGCCGUCCCUGAUGGCGGUUCAAUCAUUGACAAAUACCGCGUUACGGAAUCUGCGCGAAGUGCGAACCCUGCCGCCGUCAUAAAACCCCGGCGGCGGAAAGCCUCUGUAGAACAGGCUGAAGACAAAGAGAGCCCCGAGGAUGAGGGCGACAGCAGAGAAAACCACACAUCACCGGCGACUUCGGAUCUGGCGCAAACUGCGAAAGACGAUGGCUCAUAUCAGAAGAAACAUGCUGCAGUGUUGUCCAAGUUCGAGAAGGCAAGGCAGGAAGAGUCAGCACGACCGCAUGACUCUAAGGUCGUUUCGGAGCAACCACCCGUCAAACUCCACGGCCUUGAGCCAUUACCACAACCAGAACAAGUGGAAGUUGUCCCAAGCAAGCCGACAUACUCUACUUUACCUGGCUGGCAGGCCGCGCCACUACAUGUUUCCCCCGAGUUGACAGCCACUUUCGACAAACUGGGUGUCUCACAUGAAUUGCUGGACAAUUUGCGCCGCAAUGGACUGGAGACAGCCUUCCCGGUACAAGCAGCGGUAUUGCCUUUACUGCUGGACGGGUCUAAAAAACACAAUGGUGACCUCUGUGUGUCGGCAGCGACUGGUUCCGGAAAGACUCUUGCCUAUGUCCUUCCAGCAGUCGAAAGCUUACGAGGUCGUGUCGGCACCAAGCUCAGGGCCGUGAUCGUAGUCCCCACGCGCGAGCUGGUCAAGCAGGUACGCGAGACCUGCGAGAUCUGUGCUUCCGGGACCUCAUUGAAGAUUGCCACUACUGUGGGGAGUAAAUCAAUCAAGGAAGAACAGGAUAUGCUCGUGGCGGAGGAGAAAAUCUACGACCCCGAACAAUAUCGAAAAGAGCAGGCCAGCCCUAUCGACUGGUCCUCCUUGUCUCUAGAGAAGACAAUCCAAAAAUGCAGCUCCGAAGAUCCAACGGAUCCUAUUGGUUAUGUGACUCGAUACAGGUCCCAAGUGGACCUUCUUAUCACGACGCCGGGCCGCCUAGUUGAUCAUAUGAAGAGCACCCCGGGUUUUAAUCUGGACGAUGUGAGGUGGCUGGUAGUUGACGAGGCCGACAAGCUACUCAACGAAAGUUACCAAGAGUGGAUUGAGGUGGUGGUUCCAGCUCUGCAGUCGCAAGCUGCCACGCAGGAGCGCGAUGAUUUGCUCAGAUAUAUGAGGAUGCCGCCCCCUAGACGGAAGGUGACGAAGGUCUUGCUGUCUGCCACAAUGACCCGCGAUGUCUCCAAGCUCAAUGCUUUAGGAUUGUACAAUCCGAAAAUGGUUGUGUUGGAGGGGGCCACUACAGGAGAGAUGUCGACGCAUGAUGAUGCCGGGGCAUCCAGGUCCCAUGAUCUCAAUGAUGCCUUCCACAUCCCUGAGUUGCUGGAAGAGGCAGCGAUUCCUGUCCCUGAUGGUUCCGAAAAGCCCUUGUACCUGUUGCAACUUCUUGAGAAACACAUUGGAAUUGUUCCUGCCUUACAGGACUCUGGUCCUGAAGAAUCAACAUCCGAGUCAGAAUCAGACUCUAGUUCUGAAUCUGAAUCAGACAGCUCCUCGGAGUCUUCUGAUUCAGACGAUUCAACGUCUUCGGAAGAGACGGACAGCUCGAGCUCAGAUAGUGCAUCUUCUUCCAGUUCGGAUUCAGGCGAAGAAAACACGACGGACCAAAAGGUCAACGGGACUACCAGGUCUCCUCGCGCAUUGAUUUUUACUCGUUCCACGGCCUCGGCUACCCGGUUAUCAAGGCUGUUGACCCUUCUUUGUCCUGCUCUAGCUCCCCGGAUGGCUACCUUGACGCGGAGUACCGCCUCAUCGGCUUCAUCCCGCCGCGCCUUGUCCUCUUUCCGCAAUUCGAAGAUAUCAAUUCUCAUUGCUACGGACAGGGCAUCACGCGGCCUGGACGUGCCUGGUCUAGAGCAUGUUAUCUCAUAUGAUGUCCCCAGCAGUGCUUUGACGUACGUCCACCGCGUGGGCCGGUCUGCUCGCGCCGGGAAUGCAGGACAUGCAUGGACCCUUGUCGAGCAUCGAGAAGCUGCAUGGUUCUGGCGGGAAAUCGGAGCAAAAGGCAAAAAGGACAACGUCGCCACGACAGACAAUGAGUUUACGAUCCAACGAAAAACGCCAAUCAAGCGCGUAAAUAUGAGUGUUGAAGACAAAGACCUCAAGGUGAGGUACGAGGCAGCGCUACAGCAACUAGGAGAAGAGGCUCGAAAUAGCUAGUUUUUUGAGUAUAAAGGAAGUGGGCAAAGGAUAGGACGUUCAUACCAAAGAACAAGUGAACAUUUCCCUUUCUAAUCCAUUUAUUAUUAAUUCUCCUGCUCUAGGCCAUGUAAGCGAGGAAAAUGAAAGCUUUUAGUCUGGUCCG
This is a messenger RNA of Exophiala dermatitidis NIH/UT8656, 2698 nucleotides long. RefSeq names its product DEAD/DEAH box helicase. Gene Ontology annotation, cellular component: nucleus. Lineage: Eukaryota; Fungi; Ascomycota; Eurotiomycetes; Chaetothyriales; Herpotrichiellaceae. The record is from RefSeq and is a predicted model, not a curated record. The coding region runs from base 121 to 2553 and encodes 810 amino acids. The transcript has a single exon. Gene Ontology annotation, molecular function: ATP binding; RNA helicase activity; nucleic acid binding.